UUUUUCAUCCAAAUUGCACGGGCGGAGUUACACAUUCAAUGUGAGUCGGUCUCUCUGGACCGAAGCAUCGCUCGUCUCCUUCCGCCGGUGCCGCUCUUCUUUGCGCUGCACACCAGUCUAAUCAUCGCCGGGAGGAACAUGUCGCCGUGCAGGCUGUGGAAAGAGAGCCUGGCUCUGGCCGAGGACUACAUAGACCUGUGCUGCACGGCGGACCCCGGCGCGGCCCCGCCGCCUCCCGGCGAGGCGGCCGCCACCAUGAGGCGCGUGGGACGGCACGCCGAGUCCCUCAACGAGGCGUCCUUCCACAGCCUGGCGCAGACCUUCCUCCGGAGUUGCGGGCCCGACCUGAGCUAUUCCUUCCGGAGAGUGAUGGAGGAGAUGGUGAGCGAUGGACUUUUGAAUUGGGGGAGAGUAGUAUCGCUCUUCGCCUUCACGGGCGUGCUGGCCAGGAUGCUGAGGGAGCAACGCGAGAAGGCUCCCAGUGACGCCACUAAGACGAAGGGGCUGGACCUCGACACGUGGCCACAGAUUUGCAGGAAGCUGGCAGAAACCAUCGCGGACUUUCUCGGGGAAGAGAAGAAGGAGUGGAUGCUGGAAAACAAUGGCUGGGAGGGUUUUUGCAAGUGGUGCGUCAGACAUUCCGGUCAGGACUUGUCAAUGAAGACGGCGCUGCUGGCCGCGGCCGGCGUGGGCUUGGCCGGACUGACCUUCCUGCUGGGCCGCUAACCGGCUGCAUUCAUCCCGAAUCCCCAUCCGUCCAUUUUCUUUUUCAGUCUUACAUCAACUCGGGCCGUACGGCCGAAUGUUUUCACGCACACACGCGCGCCCACUGGCGCUGGUUUUUGGUUCCACGUGAUUGUACAAAACCCAUCUGGAUGCCUUCUUCACACACGUCAACGCGACCGCCUGGUUUUGCUGUGACGUGUAAAUUAAUAUAUUAUAUUUAUAUCAAAUGAAACCCUUUUUUUCUAGACUGACCUGUAAUCUUUUGGCUGGUUUGGUUUUGAAAGUGUUUGAUUUUGCGUGUUUGUUGGGCCCAGUCAGCAGAGCUGACGUGGCCAGUUAUCAACGGUGCUAAUUGUUUUUGAAAUGUCAACUCUUACUGUUUUUUUUGUUUGUUUUUUUAAAUGCCAGGGACCAAUGAAUUUUCAGAACUAGAACCUGACAACCUAUUUUUACAUUGAUUUGCUUGUAUUUAUUUGUCACCCUUUUUGUAAUAAAAAGUCAAGAGUUUGUGUUGUCAUGGUACAGUAAAUCCCAG
Corythoichthys intestinalis (scribbled pipefish) is the source of this 1261-nucleotide messenger RNA. RefSeq names its product BCL2 like 10 (gene bcl2l10). Gene Ontology annotation, molecular function: protein heterodimerization activity; protein homodimerization activity. NCBI's taxonomy places the organism in Eukaryota, Metazoa, Chordata, Actinopteri, Syngnathiformes, Syngnathidae. Bases 139 to 726 code for a protein of 195 amino acids. The record is from RefSeq and is a predicted model, not a curated record. Gene Ontology annotation, cellular component: mitochondrial outer membrane. Gene Ontology annotation, biological process: intrinsic apoptotic signaling pathway in response to DNA damage; regulation of apoptotic process; extrinsic apoptotic signaling pathway in absence of ligand. The transcript has 3 exons.